CCAACACCGGCUGAUGAGACCCAAGAAAAUGAGAGAGAGAGACAGAGAGAGAGGGCGCAGUGUCCAAGGUCGUCGUAGCGUGGGGUGUGGCGUCCAGCUGAGCCCGAGCCGUGUCAUCCCGGUAUGCAAGUAAUACAUAAGACCGACUAGAACGCUACGCCCCGUCAUCACCACCGUCAUCGGCGUCGCUCUUCCACUGCAGCAGGGCUGUCCGCGAACACAUGGUGCAUUCAAUGCUUCAAACGUGUCCGGUCUGUGAGAGAUGAAAGAAGGUCCUGACUUUUCGCCUCUCUCCUUUCGAUAUGUUAGAGAUAGAUCGAAAUGCGUAGUUGCUUUUUUUGGUAGACUGAUCGUCUGGUGUGGUUUUGGGGGGCCCCAAAAGAUUUACACUUGGACAAGCCAAUCCUCCCGUUCUUGUUCCACCAAACCAUUAGGGGGCCGGGGGAAAGUUAACUGAAUAAUAUACGAGAACGAGAUUCCCAUGAUCACGGUCAGUCGGUUGCUGGUUCCCACAGCAAUACAAGCACCACCACCAACUCCACCUCCACCACUGCCACCACCUGCACAUACCGGUGCGAGGCUGCUCCAUAAUCUGGACCUGCUUCCCGCUGGCAUUGUGUCAUCAGGACGGAUUCGGGGCUUUCCAGCUGCAGUUCGCAAUCAAGCCUCACCGGAUGGGGCAGAUCCUCCACGCAAGCCAGUCGCUAGCUGCCGGGCCCCUGGGAGAAGCAGAGAGGGGGGAGGGGAGGACCAUCCAUUGCAUUCUGGACGGGUCUGGGGAAUCACCCACACCGGCCGGUCGCCAACCGAAAGGUGUGCCCAGCAGGAUCUAGUGGUGAGCGACGAGGAUCAUCCGUCCGGCGACCAUCCAUGCGUAGGACUAGGGAAGGUUUAUUUUUCUGGAGGGGGACCCUCCCAGCUGGGGCUGUUCUACUGGGGUCAGUGGAAGCUGUAGGAACUGGAACUAGGCACUCGGCACUAAGGAAGGACGACGAAAAUCAGGUCGGCGAAGAGAAUCGCAGAAUGCAAAUGUGCACAGUCUUGGCGUUCCUCGACCCCCCCGCAUCCAUGUUAGAGUUUAAAAAAAGCGCAGCCCGGGACGGGAUGGAUGGAUGCCCUACUGACCCUGUCUUUUUUUUCCCUUUUCCU
Molecule: messenger RNA, 1149 nt
Organism: Aspergillus piperis CBS 112811
Lineage: Eukaryota; Fungi; Ascomycota; Eurotiomycetes; Eurotiales; Aspergillaceae
Exons: 5
Coding region: 482-955 (157 amino acids)
Source: RefSeq, a predicted model, not a curated record